Melospiza melodia melodia is the source of this 7606-nucleotide messenger RNA. RefSeq names its product zinc finger protein 770 (gene ZNF770). The coding region runs from base 3771 to 5966 and encodes 731 amino acids. The transcript has 2 exons. Lineage: Eukaryota; Metazoa; Chordata; Aves; Passeriformes; Passerellidae. The record is from RefSeq and is a predicted model, not a curated record.
GCCGGCCCGGGGCGGGGGUGCUAUGUAUGUCUGUAUGUCUGUGUGUAUGUAUGUAUGUAUGUGUGUCCGCAAGGGCCGCCUCGACACCUGCUCUUAGGUUUCUGACUGGAUUUACGUGAGUCCUGUUGGGGGAGUGUGGGUGACACGCAGGGCUCUCAGGCCCCUGAAGCAGAACGUACGUUUGUUUUUAAACCAGCCCUGCUUGACCAUCAUACAUCUUUUACUUUGGUUGGCUUCAGGAAGUGUAUGGGAUAGUUACAAGGAAAAGAGGAGAGAAUAAAGGGUGUUAACUUUGAGGAGCCAUAAUGCCUGUUGUUGAUUUCUGUGUAAGUGGCGAGUUAAGGUUCCAUUUCUGAUGUGAUUUGUUCUCCCAUUGUAGCAAUCCAAACUUUUCCCUCGGGAGAGCUGGUGAGGACAUCCAGCGGGCAAAAUGUUUGUCUUGGUGCUCAGGUUCCUCUCUCUGGCAUGCUGUUUCAUAAAUCAGCAGCUAGAUUUUCACUUUCUUUUUGAGUCAUUAGUGUUAUCUGAGGCACCUUAUGUUUCUUCACAUACCUAUUAUUAUAAUUCGUUUUCUUAUAUAAUUGUUUCUGGGAGGUUAUAAGCAUUAGUGUGCCUCAAGGAUUUGAAGAUAUACUAAUAAUAAUGCAGAAGAAUCCUCCCUGGAAAAUUUUGAAAUAUAUUGAAUUUUGAAUUCCUAAAUGUCUUGUUUUGAAUUACAAUAAGGAGUCACCAAAAAUUAAUACAAGAAGAUAUUCUCUUAUGUAGGGUCAGCUGUAUGAGUGUGGGAAUUUGAAAAAUGUUUGUACAACCUGCUUUGGAGACCUCCAAUGCAGGCAGAGCAGUCUCCCCAUAUAACUUAUUUGUAUGCUCAUUAAGAAACACUUUGCAGCUGUAAGGACAAUAAUAUACUUGAAUUCUUUCUACAGUAAUUUGAAGCCAUUUUCAUUCACAACAAUGAAUGGUUUGGGGAACAGCUUAUUUCUGUUUCCCUUAAAAGUGAUUCUUCUGCUUUGUCUUGCAGGGUGUGUGUGUGUGUUAUUUUUUUUUUAAUUAUGUCUCCUCUUUUUUAGCCUAAAUAUUCUCAGUUACUUUAAUCUUUUUUUGUAUAUUUUGCAUUUAAGCUCAGAUCAUUCUUGAUCCCCUUCUCUGAAUUCAUUCAUUCUGAUCAAUUCAUAUGUUUGACUCAAUUCAAAGGGCAGUAUUCAAAACUAGACUACUCUAGCUGAAUUCUAAACAGUAGUAAGUAAGUAGGAAGGAAGAUUUAUGUCCUCUUAAAGCUUUACAUCUGUUCACUCAUCCUGGUAUGGAUGGCAGCCUUUGGCAUAUUCACCUUCUGUUCCAACUUAGACCCUAGGUCUUUUCUGCACCAGGGGAUUAUUCUGUCCUAAAUUGUAGAUCUUGCUUUUCUUAUUUAAAUACCCUCUUUCCUCUUCCUGGUUGGUUGUUUACUUUUUUAUUGGAGCUUUUUAAAACAACAACAAAAAAAAACAAACACUACAAUGCAAACUUUUCUGAUUAGCAAAGACUGGAUUCGAGUUCAGAAUUUUCUUCCAUCAUGGUUUUGUUUUGUUGCAGCUUGCUGCCAUCUGUAAUAUUAAGGAAACAGUUAAUUAUUAAACAAUACUACUUAGGAGGGUCCUCUCUGAACUUUCAGUGGCCUGUGUAACUCCUUGGUUCUAUUUUUCUGCAUGACCUUGCAGCUAAGAUGAAAAGUAGAGACAACGUAAUAUUAAAUUGGAGCUUUGCCAGAAACCAAAUCCUUUUCACAUAGUGAGGUGUUUUCUAACUCUAAUUAGGACAAGGCUAGCAGGAAGCAACAUUCCAAGCUUGUCUUUUGCUCUUUGAUCUUCAGCAGCAGCAUGUUUAUUCCUUAGAUGUCCAAGGCACAGAGCACCUUGAAAUAGCUGUGGAGAUGCCUGUCCUUAGUAAAUAGGAUUUGAAAAUAUAUUUGGGCCACACAGUAAUGCUCUGUCUUGGCUCCUUUCUCCUUCCCUUGCAUCCCCUUGGUUUAGCUUAUCUGAGCCUUAGUCUUUCACAGGGCAAGAAGAUCACAGCAAGAAGCUCUGCUCUGCUUUUGACACCUUGUACUACAGAGCAUUUUCCUCAUUCACCAGAUAGAAUCUUAAAAAAUUUAUAAGCUAAAUACAAAAUCCCUUGUGUAAUGUGCCACAGCUGUCUCUUACUUCGGACUUCUUUUCCUUGCAUGUCACUGUAGUGUUUGAGCAUUUUCCUGAUGUCUAAAUUAGAUCUGCAUGACAGUAUGUUAACUGAAAUUCAUCACUCUUUGCAGUUCUUCCUCAGGAGAUUUUCUUUCCCUGCUAAUGGAGGCUGCCUUGAGCUGCACAGAAACUCAGCAGAGCAGAGGAUCUUUUCUCCUCUCCUCAGCCUGCCUGUCUUUAGCUUCGUGGUAGCACCAACUAGAAAGCAUUUGGUGUCACACACUUACUCUCUCUAAACUCCCAGCAUCCACAUGAUGUGACAACUGGGAGGAAAAGGGGGUCUCCUAAAAGUGUUCUGUUUUCUUUCAUCUUCAAAAGGAGACUGAAACUGAGUAGCUGUUAAAAUUCUACAGGAAAAGAGAAUUGGAAAGGAAAAAAUGACAUUCUCAACUGCUUUAUCUACCCUGAACUGUUUCAGCGAGAUUAAGAAACUCCUCAGUGUAGUGACAGUCACUUCUUAGGCAAACAUCCAAAUGUUCCUUAUUAAGGCCCACAGUUACAUAGGAACAUAUCUGGUAGGGAUGGAACAAUUCUACCUCAUUGCCAGGUUUUCUUUCCAUUAAGCUUAAGAAAAAUCUUGAUUGCCCAGAUAUUUUCAGUCUUAGUGUAUGCUUCUUGAGUCUUGAACCUGGUUGUAACUUGCUUUAAAAUGCAGUAGGCUUUUAUUCUUUGCAGUUACUUUGAAUAGACAUUUUGGAUACUUAUGAUUUUUUUUAUAAAAAGGACAUUAUCUCUUUGUGAAGUGAAAAGGGUUUUGGAGGCACUGAAGAAAUUAAUUUUUUAUUCUGCUGGUAUGUUAAAUGAAUAUUCAACUUGUAAUAACUGUGAGAUACGCAAGAUAUUUCUACUAACUAUGAUUUGUGGUAGUUAGAUAUUACAACUCAAGUGCUAACUGUUAUGCUCUUGCUUUAAAGUUUGCUCCCUUCAUCCCUUUUGUUUUAUAUUGGUAAUAUCAUAGAGGGUUUUUUAUUCUGUUGUUUGUACUGCGCUUGUGGACUGGAAUAUUUAAUCUUUUUUAGAUGCUGCAAUUUAGGAAUGAGGUGACCAACUGAAAUUGGUCCAGAGAUGAUUAAAAACACAGGUUUUUUAGUUGUUUUUUGUUUUGUUUUGUUUUGUUUUGUUUUUGGUGAACCUAAAAGCAGUACUUAGAAAACCCCAGGAUUUUCAUAGUUUCAAAACAAAAGAUGAGAAAGCAGACUUUGAAUACAUAAAGUAGUGGCAGAGAACACUGACAAUAGCUUUGUAGCAAAGAAAGGCUGAGCUGGGUGGAAGGAAAAGCUUCAUGAGGAGGUGAAACUUUGAAGCAGGAGCCCUGCUGAGGUUAAGGAACCUCCCUCAGUGAAGUUUUUAAGACCACUUUGGAGGCUGUCGAGACACGGGUUGGCCUCACAGUGGAAGGCUUGGUUGAGGAACCAGUGGGAUUUAAGAAUCUCUCUCCUAAGAAAAUUUGCUGCUUGUUCAGUGUUCCAUCUUAGUGUGCACUUGAUGAUUUCACUCGAAAUACCUAUCUGAAGAAAUUAAGAGUAGGCGAGGUGUAAUUACCUCUUAAAAAUGUUAAAAACUCAGCAUUGUGUAGCAGCUGUCAAGAUACCCAAGAAAAAGCCAUAUAUUUGUGACAUAUGCUAUAAACAGUUUGAAACCCCAUCAAAAUUAGCUAGGCAUUACCUCAUACAUACUGGUCAAAAGCCAUUUGAGUGUCAUGUAUGCAAUAAAACGUUCAGGCAGUUAGUCCACCUGGAGAGGCAUCAGUUAACCCAUAAUCUGCCUUUUAAGUGUAUUGUUUGCUAUAGAAACUUCAAAAAUGUAAUCACUUUCUUAAAGCAUCAGCAACUUCAUAAUGAAAAUUAUGAGAAUGAUACAAAGCAAACAGAAAACUAUGUGAGUUCUGAGCAGGACAGGGUCACUUGUGGCAUAUUUCAUUGUUCUGUGUGCUGGAAACCCUUUGCAACUGAAGAGAGGUGGAUGCUGCAUCAGUGUCUCAAGUCAGAUCAUCAACGUGGUGCCAGAAGGAGAAAGAAGAAAACUCACACUUGUGAAUCGUGUAACAAGACAUUUCCAUCCAGAUCCAAGCUAGAAAGGCACUUCCUUAUUCACACUGGCCAGAAACCUUUUAAGUGUUCUUCAUGUGGCAAAUCUUUCAGACAGUCAACACACUUGAAAAUUCAUCAGCUCACACACACAGAAGAAAGGCCUUUUCAGUGCUGUUUUUGUCAGAAGGGAUUUAAAAUACGGAGCAAACUCAUGAAGCAUAAACAGCUCCAUGCCAGAAAUAAGACUUUCCCCAAUACUGUAUGCAAAGCAAAGACUCUUAAAUGUCCCAGACUACACAACGUGUUGGAAGGAAAAUGGGAUAGUUUUGAGAAUGCUGAUACACACAAGUCACAGGAGAAUGACCCACAUGAUGUGCACUCAAUUUAUAUUGUACCCUUUCAGUGCCCAGCAUGUGACCAGUGUUUUGAAACAGAGCAUUUUCUAAAGUUACACAAAUGUUGUUAUCCAAAAGACAGCAGAAGUUCAAAUAAUGGUACAACAGCACGCAGAUGCGCAGUCAACAGGAAAAAUAAGAGCCUGAUGAAACUGAAGCAUACUGGAGGAAAGGCAACAGAUUUUUCUCUGACUGACAGAAAAAAAAUUAAAUCAGGUCAUGUUGGAAGUCCUGCCCUGGUCACAGCUAGGGAGCAGCGUUGUGAUCAGCACGUGUCCACCAAACCUCCCAAGGAGCGCCGGGGCCGGCGUGACGUGCACCAGUCAGUUUGUAGUCGGGUGAAAAGAACGUUUGCUGUGCCAUUGCCUUGGCAGGAGUACCCACAGCCUCCUGACGUGGGCAGGAAUUGCAAAGAUGUGCUUCCUGGUGAAGGCAUCUUAAAUGUUGGUGAUUCACUGGAUAAUAAAGAUGAUGCUUUUUAUGGUUCAUCAAAUGAUCGUUUUUUUGAUAAUCCAGAAGUACUUCGCUCUGCUUUUUCAUCUUCUGCAAAAAAUACACAUAACAGACACAAAGUGUGUAAAUGUGACAGAUGUGAAAAAAUUUUUCCAUCUUCAUCCAAACUUCAAAGACAUUAUCUUACACACACGGGACAAAAGCCCUUUGGCUGUAAUGUUUGUGGGAAGGCAUUUAGACAGUCAGCUCACUUAAAAAGACAUCAGCUCACCCAUACUGAAAAGAGAGCCUGUAAAAGCCCCGUUUGCCAGGUAGAAUUUGUAAACCUGAACAAACUUUUCAACCACCAGGGAGAUCACACUGAAUUUAUGUCUUCUCAGCCUGUGGGUUAUUCAGGUUACUCUCAAACACCUUCACAGCCAUCUGGCUUUCAAGAAUUUGAGCUGAUUCAGUCAAACCAAGCAGCUGAAAUCAAAGUUGAAAUUGAAUCAGGGGAUUUUGUUCUUGACACCAGCAGUAGAAACCCACAGCCGUAUUUGUGCAGUAAAUUGCUGGAAACAGAGCAAAGCUGUUACAGCUAUUGGCAUGAUUUUUCUGAAAGUAGUGAAAAAAGUGAAGCUGUUAACAAAUUAUAUCAAUGCAGUAUCUGCUUUAAAACUUUUAAAUCUCCUUCUAAGCUUGAAAGACAUCAUCUAAUGCAUGCUGGACAGAAGCCAUUUGAAUGUUUAGUUUGUGGAAAAAAAUUCAGACAAGCCCCACAUUUGAAAAGACACCACCUUAUUCACUUUAAAGAGAGCUUAAAGCUUAGUUCCACUGAGGAACAAGCAGAAAAUGUAUUAGUUUUAUCAAAACAGGAUAAUGUCCUAUGAAAUAAUUUUAACAUUUUUUGGUUGCAUAAUUAUAAAAGAUUUAUAACAGGCCAAACAAUUAACUGAAGGGGAUUAUAUUUUCUAUUACAGAGAUGACCUGGUGAAGUUAAUUUACUGUCUUCAAAACUCUCUACUUAAUAUAAUUUCUGAGAUAUUCAUGUUGAGAUGUUUUUUUAAAAUGCAACAAACCCACACGCACUUUGCAUUCCCCUUGGCUAGAUUAAAUUUAUAAAUACACAUUCAUGUUGUAUCAAUAGUGUUGCAGUAAUCUACAGUAUUUCAUGAAUAAGAUAAUUAUCCCUAAAACUAUAAAAUACUAUAUGGGAAAAUGUAACACUUUUAAACUAUCAGUAAAGACAAAAAGAUAAUUUUGAGAAUAUGAAAAAAAGGUCAUUUUGCUUUCUUCUGGCUCCCCAUAUGUUCCAAGCAAAGGAUUUUUGCUGUAUCUAUCCCAUACUUAAAAAAAAGGGGGUUUUUUUGAUAAAAGAGAAGAGAGUAGAAAAAGUAGAAAAAGGGGAGAAAAUUUAGUGAGAAAAAUGUUGAUGUGUUAUAGAAGAUUCUGUUUCCUAUAGGAUAGGAAAAAAAACCUGCUUUGUUAUUUACAUUUAAUGUGCUUGGAGAGCUAUACAUGAGGAAUUAGAUAAUUUCCCUUUUUAUAUAAAAUACAAGGAGAUAAUUCUAUAAUAUUAGGAUAUAUAAUCAAUUUAUUCAUUUCACCACUUCAUUAACUCUACUUUCUUGUAAAUCCCUUGCCUUCUCUAGCAUUUUUGGCCAAUUUAUACUUUACUGAGUUUUUUUCUGUAAGAAAAGAAGACAAGAAAUUAGCAUUAAGGUUAAAAAUGGGCUUACUCUGUUCAGUCUCCUUCUAGCAUACAAAGUGAACCAGUAAAAGAAAUGUUCUCUUAAGAUGUGAUAAUAACUCAGAUGAGCAGUUUUGUCAGGAAGUCAUUUUCUCAUUACAUUAAAUAUAAGAGACUGAAAAUUACUUUUAACUGAAAUUAAGUAAUUCUGAUUUUGUAUUAAUAGAAUCUGUAGUUUUACUUUCUGGUAACUAGAUGGUUUUGUCCAUUGUGCCAAUGGGGCUGGCAAGUACAGUGGAGCUCAUACAUCACAAACAAGAAUGAAGUUUGUUUCUUCUUUUUUGUCCUCCGAAAAACUACCUUUUAGGAUACUUCCUUUGUUAUGCAACUUUAAGUAGCUGAAUCCUGAAGUUCUUAUUCCUGUUUCUAAAUUAACAUACCUGUAAGAUACAUGACAAUUUUUUUAGUAUUUAAAUAGAAACAUAUUUAUUUAAGUAAAAUGGGUUUGAUUUUUUUUUUAUUUUUGAAAUGGCAUGAAUGUUGUGGUACUUGGUGAACAUGAAGGGCAAAAGGAGUUUUAUUUUCAUACAUGUUACUUUUCCAUUUUCAGUGAGAAUAAAACCAAGAAAAAUGCUUGGAAACAGUCUGUAGUUACUCUGCCUUUUGUAUGACAGACAAAUUCAGUAUAUAUUAAUGAUGAUUAUAGUUAUAUAUUGAGAUUUUUUUUCUCCUUGUGUGAAUUGUUUCAUAUUGAAAGGCAAAAUGCUGUAUAAAAUGUUUUGAAAGCGUAUUGUAGAGCUCUUUUAAAAUACUGGUAAUAAACUAUUUUAUUUAUAUGUA